This is a messenger RNA of Rotaria sordida, 699 nucleotides long. NCBI's taxonomy places the organism in Eukaryota, Metazoa, Rotifera, Eurotatoria, Philodinida, Philodinidae. The record is from the annotation of a GenBank genome assembly.
AUGGUAUUACGUGUCUAUUUUAUUUCAACAACAGGUCGUCGAGAUAUACGUAAAGGACAAAUUCAUGUAUUUUCUGUACUUAGUUCAUGGAAAUUUCCCUAUCAAGCAAUUGAUGUAGCUGCACCAGAAAAUGAAAAUGAUCGAAAUUUUGUUAUUGAUACUGGUAAAAAAUCUGAAGAUGGUAAAGUUGUUUUACCACAAAUAUUUCAAGAAGAAAAAUGUUGUGGUGAUUAUUUGGAUUUUUUAAAUGCAAUUGAAGAUGAAAAAUUACAAUUAUUUCUUCAAGAAUUAAAUAAACAAGAAUUUAAUAUUAUUAAACAAAAAGAAAAAACAAUGAUUGAUGAAACUACAACGAAAGUUAUUCAUUUCUAUUAUCAAUCGAUCAAUGUUACAUAUCUUGAUCUUCGUUUGAUUCAUUCUUUAUUAACCAUCACAUAUACUUCUAUACCAGAUUCAAAUCGGUCAAUGUUAAAUGCUGAGUAUCGUGCUUUUGAAAGUAUCCUACGACAUUCACCUCGAUCUGAAUUUGAUCCAAUGGCUAGUUCAUUAGACAUAGCCGAACAAAUGCGUGCAUCAUUUCAAUUUGAUGUGAUUGUUUCUCAUCCUGCUCAAUGUCAAGUGAAAAAACAAAUAUAUGAAUAUGAAGAACAAACAGUUGAGACUUAUUGGAUAUAUCAUCGCAGUGGAAACAUCAAUUGA